AUGACUACCCCUAUCACCACCGCCGCGCUGUAUGCGCUGACGGUGUCUGCUGCGCCGACCAAGCCGGGGCCAGACGAUGCGGCGCAGAAAAGCCACCAUGUCCCGUCGGGAUUCCGAAAUCCGUGGGAUGUACCGAUUGCUUACUCGACCUUAUCGCGCAGUCGUCGCUUCAAUGGAAAAGCCAACAUCCCCGACACCACGCCGCCCACCGUCCCAGUGCGGAAACCCGAGUUUCUUCCCAGCCGCGAGACCUCGAAGCUGCGCGCAACAUGGCUAGGACACGCGUGCUACUACGUAGAAUUUCCCAGCGGCCUCCGAGUCCUCUUUGAUCCGGUCUUCGAGGACCGCUGCUCGCCCUUCUCAUGGCUGGGUCCCAAGCGCUUCACCGAGGCACCGUGCCAGAUCAAGGAUAUCCCCGUGAUCGAUGCGGUUGUGAUCUCGCACAAUCACUACGAUCAUUUGUCUCAUCCCACCGUGACGGAGAUCGCCAAGAAGCAUCCCAACUGCCACUUCUUUGCCCCGCUGGGCAACAAGGCGUGGUUCCACAACAGUGGGAUUCGCAGUGUGACCGAGUUGGAUUGGUGGGAUGAGCGGGAUAUCACCCUGUCACCGUCAGCGCAGAAGCCCACCCAGAUCGAGGCCGCUGGCGAGGCCCAAGCCAUGGCGGCGGACAUCAAGGCGAGGAUUAGCUGUCUCCCCUGCCAGCAUAUGACUGCCCGCGGGCCCUUUGAUCGAUGCAAGACCCUGUGGGCGUCCUGGGCCGUUGAAUCCGGUGGCAAGAAGGUCUAUUUUGCUGGAGAUACCGGAUACCGAGCCGUGUCCGAGCAAUCGGAGGGUACUGACGACCGGGAUUCGGAAGAAAAGCUUCCCACAUGCCCUGCUUUCAAACAAGUUGGUCAAUUCCGGGGACCCUUUGACCUGGGCUUGAUUCCCAUUGGCGCGUAUGGCCCUCGACACAUCUUUAGCUCUGUUCAUGCCGAUCCCCAUGAUGCGGUGAAAAUCUUCCAGGAUACCAAGUGCGGCAAGGCACUGGGCAUGCACUGGGGGACGUGGGUGCUGACGGAGGAGGACGUGCUGGAGCCGCCGAAGAAGUUGAAGGUCGCGCUGAAGGCACACGAGCUGGCGGAGACGGGCGUCUUUGACGUGUGUGAUAUUGGAGAGAGCCGGGAGUUUGAAUAA
This is a messenger RNA of Penicillium riverlandense, 1179 nucleotides long. RefSeq lists its product as uncharacterized. Gene Ontology annotation, cellular component: cytoplasm; membrane-bounded organelle. The coding region runs from base 1 to 1179 and encodes 392 amino acids. Lineage: Eukaryota; Fungi; Ascomycota; Eurotiomycetes; Eurotiales; Aspergillaceae. The record is from RefSeq and is a predicted model, not a curated record. The transcript has 3 exons. Gene Ontology annotation, molecular function: N-acylphosphatidylethanolamine-specific phospholipase D activity; zinc ion binding. Gene Ontology annotation, biological process: N-acylphosphatidylethanolamine metabolic process; N-acylethanolamine metabolic process.